Messenger RNA from Micromonas commoda, 606 nucleotides. RefSeq lists its product with no specific name. Gene Ontology annotation, biological process: transcription initiation at RNA polymerase III promoter; DNA-templated transcription. Bases 1 to 606 code for a protein of 201 amino acids. Gene Ontology annotation, cellular component: RNA polymerase III complex. NCBI's taxonomy places the organism in Eukaryota, Viridiplantae, Chlorophyta, Mamiellophyceae, Mamiellales, Mamiellaceae. Gene Ontology annotation, molecular function: DNA-directed RNA polymerase activity; DNA binding. The transcript has a single exon. The record is from RefSeq and is a predicted model, not a curated record.
AUGUUUCAGAUAUCCAGGCUCGAAGAUGCGAACGUCAAGAUCCUCCCCGAGAACCUCGGUAAGCCUCGGCUGGAGGCAAUCACUCAGGAGAUCGAGUCGCUGUACAUAGACAAAGUCAUCAAGGACCUCGGCCUGGUAAUCACGCUGUACGAAAUCGUCAGCAUCGAGGGUGGGACGGUGUACCCUGGCGAGGGAAGCGCGCACUUCAAGGUGGAGUUUCGCGUGGUUGUCUUCCGUCCGUUCGUCGGCGAGAUCAUAGAGGGCACGCUGAAGAAGGCGGACAAGACGGGGUUGUACGUCGACAUAGGGUUUUUUAGCGACAUCUUCGUCCCCGAGCACCUUAUGCAGGAGCCCUCGGUGUUCGAUGAGGACGAGCAACUGUGGGUGUGGAUGUACGAGGACGCGAAGAUGUUCAUGGACCUAGAGGAGCCGGUCAGGAUCCGCAUUCAGGGGAUUAAGUUCCCGGACCAGCCGAGGACGUCAGACGAGCUGGUGGGGAGGACCGCGCUCGAAGGGGCGACGCCGGAUGGGACUUUCGCGCCGAUGGUGGUCAUGGCCGACAUCAACGCGGAUGGGUUGGGUCUCAUCUCGUGGUGGAAGCAGUGA